AGACGGGCCUCUUCUCCCACUCCUGAGUGCCAUGGCCUCUCGUCCUCUGUGGCUCUGCAGUCUCCUGUGGGCAACGGGGAGGAAGGGACGCGCCCCUGCCCGAAACCCGUGGACCGGGCCCUGCCCCGCCCGCUCCAAUCCGGCCUCUUCCGCAGGCAGAGAUGCGGCUGCUCCUGCUGGUGCCCCUGCUGCUGGCCCCGGCGCCCAGGUCCUGGGCUCCCAAGGUGAGACGGCAGAUUGACACCUGGGGACCCUGGGGUCCCUGGAGCUCCUGCAGCCGGACCUGCGGAGUGGGCAUCAGCGUCAGGGAGCGCCCCUGCUUCUCCCAGAGAAGAGAUGGGGGCUCCAGCUGCGUGGGCCCGGCCCGGAGCCACCGCUCUUGCCACACCGAGAGCUGCCCGGAGGGUGCCAGGGACUUCCGGGCGGAGCAGUGCUCCCAGUUCGACAGCCAGGACUUCCAGGGAAGGUGGUACAAGUGGCUGCCGUACUACGGAGCCCCGAACAAGUGUGAGCUGAACUGCAUUCCCAAGGGGGAGAACUUCUACUUCAAGCACAGGGAGGCUGUCGUGGAUGGGACACCCUGUGAGCCUGGCACCCGGGACGUCUGUGUGGAUGGCAGCUGCCGGGUCGUGGGCUGUGACUACAACCUCGACUCCGCAAAGGAGGAGGACAAGUGUCUACAGUGUGGGGGUGACGGCAGGACCUGCUACCCCGUCACAGGCACCUUUGAUGCCAAUGACCUCAGCAGAGGCUACAACCAGAUGUUCAUCAUUCCCGCGGGGGCCACCAGCAUCCGCGUGGAGGAGGUGGCGGCCAGCAGGAAUUUCCUGGCGGUGAAGAGCGUGCGGGGAGAAUACUUCCUCAACGGGCACUGGACCAUCGGGGACGCCCGGGCCCUGCCCGCGGCCAGCACCGUCCUGCACUACGAGCGCGGGGCCGAGGGGGACCUGGCCCCUGAGCGGCUCCUCGCUCGCGGCCCCACCUCCGAGCCCCUGGUCAUCGAGCUCCUCAGCCAGGAGCCCAACCCCGGUGUGCGCUACGAGUACCACCUGCCCCUGGGCAGCUCCCGGUCUGGCUUCCGCUGGAGCCACGGCUCAUGGAGUGACUGCAGUGCCGAGUGCGAGGGAGGUCACCAGUCCCGCCCGGUGUUCUGCACCGCUGACAACGAGGUCUACCCUGACCACAUGUGCCAGCAUCAGCUGCGGCCGGCCGACCGCCGCCCCUGCAGCACUCACCCCUGCCCGCAGACCAAGCGCUGGAGGACAGGGCCCUGGUCGCCCUGCUCGGCCUCCUGUGGCGGCGGCUCCCAGUCCCGCUCUGUCUACUGCGUCUCAUCCGAUGGGGCAGGCAGCCAGGAGGCCACCGGGGAGGCGGAGUGUGCAGGCCAGCCUGGGAAGCCCCCUGCCACCCGGGCCUGCAACCUGCAGCGUUGUGCAGCCUGGAGCGCGGAGCCCUGGGGGGAGUGCUCUGUCAGCUGCGGUGCUGGGGUCCGGAGGCGAAGCGUCACCUGCCGCGGUGAUGAGGGGUCUCUGCUCCACGCUGCAGCAUGCCCCGCGGAGGACCGUCCCCCCAUCACGGAGCCCUGUGUGCGUGAAGACUGUCCCCCAACCCAUGACCAGGCCUGGCGUGUAGGCGCCUGGGGUCUGUGUUCCAAGAGCUGCAGCGCAGGGACCCGGAGACGCCAGGUCAUCUGUGCCCUCGGGCCUCCCGGCCACUGUGGGAGCCUGCAACUGCCCAAGCCCAGGGAGGCCGAGCCCUGUAACACGCAGCCCUGCCAUCUGCCUCCAGAAGUCCCCAGCGUGGAGGACGUGCUCGCUGACCCCAGGGAUCUCCGGAUGUCUUUGGGCCCUCAGGUGGCCGCCAACCCAGAUUCCAGAGACCAGUGGUGGCUCCCCCAGGAGCAAACCUUAGUGCAGGGUAAUCCCAGCGGAGCCCAGGGCCUCCACCUGCCAGGCCUAGCUCCCUCUCUGCCACAGUCCCCGCACCAGCAGCCACCACGGUCUGGCUUGGCACCCCGAGACUGCAGACAUAGCCCCUAUGGGUGCUGUCCCGAUGGCCACACCGCAUCUCUUGGGCCACAGUGGCAGGGCUGCCCGGGAGCCUCAUGUCAGCAGAGCAGGUACGGGUGCUGCCCUGAUGGGGUGUCUGUGGCUGAGGGGCCCCAGCACGCGGGCUGCGCAGGGUCUGACAGCAGUGACAACACCAGGAGAAGGCCGGGGUCAAGAGCGGUGGCUUCUUCGGCCCCCAAGACCCACCAGCCCCGGGCUCAGCAGAAUGAGCCCAGUGAGUGCCGGGGCUCCCAGUUUGGCUGUUGCUAUGAUAACGUGGCCUCUGCUGCUGGUCCUCUUGGGGAAGGCUGCCUGGGCCAGCCCAGCUACGCCUACCCUGUGCGGUGCCUGCUGCCCAGCGCCCACGGCUCCUGCGUGGACUGGGCGGCCCGCUGGUACUUCGUCCCCUCUGUGGGCCGGUGUAACCGGUUCUGGUACGGCGGGUGCCACGGCAACGGCAAUAACUUCGCCUCCGAGGAGGAGUGCAUGAGCCGCUGCCGGGGGCCUCCCGCCGGCGCCCGCGGAGAUGGUGGCGGCAGCGGUCCCGGGGGCCAGCACGAAGCCAGAUGGCAGAGGACGGGGGCCACGGUCCAGACGAAGCCCUUGCCUUCCGGUGGCGGCUCGUGGCGAGCCCGAGAGCCUGGGCCGAGGGAGGAGUCCCACGCGCAGGCCUUUGGAGAGCGGCCCUGGCGAGGGGAGCAGGGGCCCAGCGCCCCUGGCCUGGGCGGAGAUGCGGGGCGACCAGCGCCGCCUUCCCGCAGCUCUUCCUACAGGGUCAGCUUGGCCGGCCGGGAGCCAUCCCUGGUACAGGCGUCCCCGGGGCAGUUGGUGCAGCUCGUCUGCCAAGAUGACGACGCCUCCCUGGAGCCCCGUGGCCAAUGGCAGAAAGACGGGCAGCCCGUCUCCUCCGACAGGCACAAGCUGCAGCCUGAUGGCUCCCUGGUCAUCAGUCCCCUGCGGGCAGAGGACGCUGGCAUCUACAGCUGUGGUGGCAGCAGGCCGGAUGGUGACUCUCAGAAGAUCCAGCUUCGUGUCAUAGGGGGUGAUGUGGCCGUGCUGUCUGAGGCUGAGCCAAGGCACUUCCCUCGGACCAGGGACCCAGCUCAGGGCCACACUCCUUGGGACUCCAGCCUAGUGGGGGACAGAAGGGGCCCAGGGGCCGUCUCCUCCUUGCAGCCUCGGCCCACGACCAGGCUGCUUCUGGAUAGGAACCAGCCCAGGGUGGUGGACGCCCAACCAGGCCAGCGGGCCCGGCUGACCUGCCGUGCUGAGGGCUUCCCGCCCCCCACCAUUGAGUGGCAGAGAGAUGGGCAGCCCCUCUCUUCCCCCAGACACCAGUUACAGCCUGAUGGCUCUCUGGUCAUCAGCCACGUGGCUAUGGAAGAUGGUGGCUUCUAUGCCUGUGUUGCUUUCAAUGGGCAGGACCGAGACCAGAGAUGGGUCCAGCUCAGAGUUUUGGGGGAGCUGACCAUCGAAGAGCUGCCCUCCACUAUGAUGGUGCCAGAGGGGGACACGGCCAGGCUGCUGUGUGUGGUGACAGGAGAAAGUGUGAACAUCAGAUGGUCCAGGAAUGGGCUGCCGGUGCGGGCCGACGGGCAUCGCGUCUACCAGUCCCCAGAUGGGACCCUGCUGAUCCACAACCUGCAGGCCAGAGACGAGGGCUCGUACACGUGCAGCGCCUACCGCGGAAGCCAGGCAGUGAGCCGCAGCACCGAUGUGAGGGUGGUCCCGCCGGCGCUGCCCGGCCAGUCCGGGGCCCUCGGCAGGGAGUGUGCGGAUCAGCCGGAGCUCGCCAACUGUGAUCUGAUCCUGAAGGCCCAGCUCUGCGGCAACGAGUAUUACUCCAGCUUCUGCUGCGCCAGCUGCUCCCGCUUCCAGCCUCCCGCUCAGCCUGUCUGGCAGCAGGGAUGAAGGCUGGCCGCGGGCCUGGUCCCGAAGCAACCCUUGGCCUGUGGCCUCCGGCUGGCAAAGGGAUCUGUCCUUUAGAGAAGGGGCCCUUUCAGGCCGCCCUGCCUGGCCGGCACCCACCUCGCGCUCCGCCACCACAGGCAGCUGUCAAGAGGCAUCUGCUUGGAGAAGGCCACCCUUUCCGGCCUCCUCCCUCAUUUCUGUUACGCAGGAUCCGUUCACUGGGUUCUAAAGCAAGUUACCAGGGUUCUCAAUUCAUUGAAAGCUGGGUGGGGAGGUGUGGAAGGGUUUCGAAGUUACCAUGUAUCUCCCGGGCACACUAACGCCUGCCGGGUCAGGUCAUUUCUCUUUGCUAGAACGCCCUCGCACAUCGGGUCAGACAGCGGGUCCACUGCUCCAGUCGCGCUCACCCUUCCGGGCGGGCAGCUUCAACCCCCCGUGAGGACAGUCAACGGCAUGCCCGUGAGAGCUCCUGCCGAGUGCAGCACGGGGAUGGGGUGAAGGAGCAGCAGCUGGUGCCGUCAGCAUGGCCGAACUGGGGGAGCAGCGCCUUCCUUUCCUCCGGAAAGGUCCCCCUCUGGAGGCCGACGCACAGAGCCUGGCUGUGAGGGUCCCCUCACCCUGCACUGAGCUGACCCGCUCUGCACAGUGACCAGCGGGGAGCCUCUCCUCCCCCAGCAGGAAUCUGUGAGGCAGAACCAGACCAUUCAAAACUGGCACCGGCAGGACAGGGGAGAGAAGAAGGGGAAGGCCAUGUAUGAACAACGAAGUAGUUUCAGAAAUGGCUGGAGGUGGCAGAAGUCGCCUCCAUCUCAGAACCUCCUGUUCCUCGCUGCCGCUAGACAAGAGGCCUGGAUUCUACACAUCCUCCAGAGGACCAGCUGAACCUGACAGGUUAUUCUGGGACAUAGGAUAGGCAGGCAUUACGGGGAAAGCUGACUUAUUACCACCACACUGGCUGGAAGAGAAACUGCGUCACGGGGGAGUGACACUUCUUGGUCUACCUCUCAGUCAAUACAGGAAACGUGGAUUAGGGGCAGAGGCAUUUUUUUUUCUUUCCACUUAAAAAAAUACAGAGGAGGAUCCCCUUUCAUUUACCAUGGCUAGUUUUGCUAUACAAACUGGAAACUAAGGGCUACUUUCUUGGACUCCCCAGUUCUCCCCAAUUGGCAACAUCAUUCAGAAGGGAAGUUCGAGGGUAGCUAGCUCUUCCCAGAACUAGUCAGAGUACUGGGCUCAGGUUAUAGCAAAGAGUAACACUAACAAGCUGGACCAGUGGUUCUCAACCCUCUUCCACAUUGGGAGCUUUUAUUUUUGGUUAAAAAAAAAAAAAAAAAAAAAAACUGAACUUGGGGGUCCCCCCCCCUCUGAUUUAUUGGCCUGGAGUAGGGGCCAGGGUGAGGAUUUUAAAAGCUCCUCAGGUGAUUAUAGUAUGUAUCCAAGGCUCACCACUCCAGCAGGGCCUUUCAGGUGAACCUUGUUCCAGGGUAUUUUCUGCCGACUAGGCUGGGGGUGGGGAGGGUGGGCUGAGAGUCUGUACCUCUACUCAACUCCUCGGUGCAGUCCAUGCUCCUGUUUCAGACCACAAUCUGAGCAGCAAGAGUCUGACAUCAGAGAUAUGCUUAGAUCAACCAAAGCCUCAAGUAUAAACACAAAAGUGAAUUUUAAGAAUAUUCCAGUCCUGAUGGGCAAAACAGAUGAAGGGGAUUAAUCCAGAGGUAGAAUCUUCCAGUUAGGAGUCACGGAGAGGAAAAGUCUAACGCAGGGAAUAAGGUCAAUAAUACUGUAACAGCAUGUGUGGUGACAGAUGGUGAUCACUUAGUGAGCACUGUGCAAUGUACGGACUGUUGGAUCGGUAUGUUGUACACCUGAAACUAACACUGUGUGCCAGUUACACUUCAAUAAAACAAGUACACUAGUCCCAAUACAAGAUCUAGCUACCAAACC
Messenger RNA from Neogale vison (American mink), 5903 nucleotides. RefSeq names its product papilin, proteoglycan like sulfated glycoprotein (gene PAPLN). Gene Ontology annotation, cellular component: extracellular matrix. The transcript has 26 exons. Bases 162 to 3959 code for a protein of 1265 amino acids. Gene Ontology annotation, molecular function: serine-type endopeptidase inhibitor activity; metalloendopeptidase activity. Lineage: Eukaryota; Metazoa; Chordata; Mammalia; Carnivora; Mustelidae. The record is from RefSeq and is a predicted model, not a curated record. Gene Ontology annotation, biological process: extracellular matrix organization.